UGUCAUGGCCGCGGCCGGGGUUUCGCGCAUGCGGACUGGGACGGGCCGCGAGCCCGGCGUGUUCCGGGUGUGCUCUGCGCGGCAGCAUGCAGGCCGCCCUGGAGGUGACGGCGCGGCACUGCCGCAGCGAGCUGGAGCAGUACGGGCGCUGCGUGGCCGCCAGCCCCGCCACCUGGCAGCAGGACUGUCACCAGCUCAAACUCCGCAUGGCCCGCUGCGCCUCCUCGCACCCGAUUGUGCAGAAGAUCCGCCACGAUUGCGCUGAGCCCUUUGCUGCAUUUGAACAGUGCUUGAAACAGAACCAGGCCUCCGUGGUGAACUGCACCGAACACGUCAACGAGUUCCUGCUCUGCGCUGAGCAGGUGAAGCUAAUGACUAAAGGGGACACGGAGAACCUUCACCAGGAAUGAGACAGGCUUUCCCAGCUGUGGAGCCUCAUUCUUAUGGUUCCUGGCAGAAAACACAGAAUGAUACAAGUCCCUGCGCUCUGGCUUUCAUCAGUUUCCGGUCACAUGCACCUGAACAGUUGGAUUCGCAGCAGGACAUCAGAAUCUGUCGGCAUUUGUCAGUAUGCUGUUAGUGCCGCCUCUUGUCUCUGCUGGUCGCGCAGCCCUGGACAGCACCAUUAAUUAAUAAGCUACAGAAACUGUAUUAAAAUGACAAUAAAGGCUCAACUCUGCACUGAAAUUGAGACCGAAGGCUGAAAUUGGUCCUUAACUUGUCCUGUUUACUGUAACAUGUAUUCUUUCCUACUCCCUGCAAUAUUUAGGCACAGUAUUUCUGCGCCCUAAUAAAAUAAUUCUUAAAGA
This is a messenger RNA of Terrapene triunguis (Three-toed box turtle), 809 nucleotides long. RefSeq names its product coiled-coil-helix-coiled-coil-helix domain containing 5 (gene CHCHD5). The transcript is spliced from 4 exons. NCBI's taxonomy places the organism in Eukaryota, Metazoa, Chordata, Testudines, Emydidae. The record is from RefSeq and is a predicted model, not a curated record. Bases 87 to 410 code for a protein of 107 amino acids.